AUGCCGCCCGAGGCGCCGGCCGCGGCGGCCUGCCGCGGCACGGUGGAGGGCACGGCCGGGCCACCCUGCGGCGGCGCCGUCGCCGCCGCCGCCGGCGCUCCCGCAGAGGCCCCGGGGAGCGGCAUCGCCGGGCCGACGCCGCCGAAGGGUGGCCUCCUCGAGCGCGCCUCCCGGGGCUCCGGGACGCCGAGGGCGCGCUACGCGCCCGCGGGCGAGGGCCAGCACUGCACGGACUCGGCCAGCACCGGCAUACCCGGCUCGGUGUCCGAGCCCGGCAUGUCCGCCAAGGCGUUCCGCGCUUCUGCGGCACGAGGGGCCAAAGAACGCUCGAUCAGCCGCUCGUCCUCCCACCAGACUGACCUGUCCGACGCGGCGUCGCGGCGCAGGAGGCCCUCCUUCAACAGCGGCGACGUGGCGAAGAGCGCCCACUCGGCCAGCAUGCGUCGCUCGUCCUCGCACAUAUGCUUGGAUCAGCUGCCUUCUGGCGCUGCGGAGUGCACGCCUGAAAUGGUCGAGCGGAUGUUGCACGACGAGUCAGAGAAGAUGCUGAAGAAGUUCACCUCUCGGGCCUACGAAAACGAUUACGAGGCGGUUCAGCUCGAGCAGCAGCUCACUUGCCGGGUGUCCACCUGUUCGAAGGGCUCGAACAAGUUGGCCAAGAGAGACGAGUUUGACGCCGCCGUAGUAUCUCCCAAGCCUUCACCGCAGGGCCCCCCGUCUCUCUUCCCAGGCCCGGGCUUGCCCAGCAGCCUGGCCCAGGAGGAGUUGGAAAAGUAUUUGGGGAAGGUCUCGUUGAUGAAGUGGCUGGUGACGGCCGCGGCCGCCGUCAUCAUCGCCGCCCAGGCUGCAGCGAUCAUUCUGUCUUCCCACGCCGUGUCUGCCUGGAAGGUGGACGUGGUGAAGGAACUGAGCCAGUCAUCGACCGUUGGCCACUUUCAUGCCUUCAUGUUCCUGCUGUCGUACGCCCUGCCGUGCUCUCUGGGCGCCGCGCUGCUCGUGACCUACGUGGCGCCCCAUGCCGGAGGCAGCGGCAUCCCAGAGAUCAAGGCGUACCUCAACGGCAUCAACAUGCCCCAGGCUUUCACGUUCAGGACAUGGGCCUCGCGCUCCGUGGGGCUGUUCCUCGUCACCUCUUCGGGCCUCUUCGCCGGCACCGAGGGCCCCUUUGCGCACCUGGGGGGCAUCGUGGCGUCGGCCUUCGCGGAGGGCCCGCCGCCCGUCGUGCUCCGCCGCUCGUGGAGGUGGCCGCCGGUGCUCCAGGGCCACCGCAACCGCUGCGAGUUCAUCUCCCAGGGCGCCGCGAUGGGCGUGGCGGCGGCGUUCGGGGCCCCGGUGGGCGGCAUCUUGUUCAGCCUGGAGGAGGCGUCCUCGUUCUGGAGCCGCAGCCUGACCUGGCGGGCCUUCUUUGGCGCCAUGGUGGCCGCGGUGCUGGCCAAGUUCAUCAAGAGCGGCCUGCGGUCCAUCAGCGGCUCUGGCUUCAUCGAGUUCCCCGACAAGGACGCCAGCUUCGAGACCUGGGAGCUGGGCACCUUCGCGUGCCUUGGCAUCGUCACGGGCCUGCUGGGCGCCCUGUUCUGCAACGCGGUGCAGACGACGCUCAGAGUGCGGCGGCGGAUAUUCCAGCUCGGAAGCCCCACGUCCGCCACCAAGCGAAUGCGCCUGCUCGAGGUCGCCAUCGUUGUGGUGUUCACCACGUGCGUCUGCCUCUGGCCGGCCGUGCUGGCUGGGUGCGAGGAGGCUGGCGCAGCUGGCUCGGAGGAACAUCGCAGGCUCGGCGGCGGCUCGGCCGAGGGCCCCCCGGACGUGACGGGGGGGAUCUGCCAGCCUGGCGAGUUCUCCACCAUGGGCUUCAUCCUCCUCUCGCCGAAGGAGGCCGCCAUCAAGACGCUCUUCAGCAGGGAGAUGGCGUCGGGCGCCCAACUCGGCGUCGGGAGCCUGCUCGGGUCUUUCGCGGUCGUGUGGGGGACCACCAUCGUCACCUUCGGUUCCGCCAUGCCCGUCGGCCUGUUCAUUCCAAACAUCUUGGCGGGGGCCUGCCUCGGGCGGGCCGUUGGCCAGCAGCUCUGCGAUUCGGGCCUCUCCGUGAAGCCUGACGUGUACGCUCUGAUGGGGGCGGCGGGCGCGCUGGCAGGCUUCAGCCGCAUGACUAUCUCUCUGGCGGUGAUCUUCCUGGAGAUUACCAACAACAUGUACAUGCUGCUGCCGCUGAUGCUUGUCAUCAUGUCUAGCAAACAGGUGGCGGACCUCUUCGGCCCAAGCGUUUACGACAUUGUCCUGGAAAGCAACCCCGAGGUGCACAUCCUCGAGGACGGACUCAGCGAGGACCACCUAUUGGUCCUCGAAGGGCUGACCGUUCACGACGUCGCCACCACGGAGGUGAUCGUUCUUAGGGCCUUCGAGCCGCUAGAGAAGGUGAUGCAGCUGCUGCUGCAGACGUCAUUCAGCGCGUACCCGGUCGUGGACGCCGAUGGCCGACUGGUGGGAAUCGUGAACAGGACCAAGCUGCUGCUCCUGGUGGAGCAAAAGACCGAGCUGGUGGGCACCGGCGAGCUCAUCGCCGUGGUCAGCCUGGCGGACACCGCGCCCGAGGUGACACACUGCAACACCCCCGUGAUGCGCGCCUACCGCCACUUCAGGGCGUCCGGCCUCCAGCACCUGUCCGUCGUGGACCACAAGCACAUUCUGCAAGGCCUCCUCACGCGCACGGACUUCGCGGCGCUCUGCCGCCCCGGCCACCACGGCGUGGAGGCGGUGCGGGCCAUCAUCUGCCGGAAGGAGGCCGCCGCGGCCGCGGGCCAGCUCGUGGCCAGCGGGAAGCAGGCCGGCCAGGACCGCGUGUCCGUCUUCGCCUCGGACAGCGACGCCGGGGCAACGACCCCCACGGCCUCGCAGUGCGGGGACGGCCCCUCGGGGCCCCAGUCGAGGUGCUCCAGCCCCUUGAAGACCCCGUCGACCCCCUUCGGGAUGACGGCGUGA
Messenger RNA from Prorocentrum cordatum, 2976 nucleotides. The record is from the annotation of a GenBank genome assembly. Lineage: Eukaryota; Dinophyceae; Prorocentrales; Prorocentraceae.